GCAGGGUGAGAAGGAGAACCCCAUGCGGGAGCUGCGCAUCCGCAAGCUCUGCCUCAACAUCUGCGUCGGGGAGAGCGGGGACAGGCUCACCCGGGCGGCCAAAGUGCUGGAGCAGCUGACGGGCCAGACCCCCGUCUUCUCCAAAGCACGAUACACAGUGAGAUCCUUUGGAAUCAGAAGAAAUGAGAAGAUUGCUGUUCAUUGCACGGUUCGUGGGGCCAAAGCAGAGGAGAUUCUGGAGAAGGGGUUGAAGGUGCGAGAAUACGAGCUGAGAAAAAACAACUUCUCAGACACUGGGAACUUUGGCUUUGGAAUCCAGGAGCACAUCGACCUGGGCAUUAAGUACGAUCCCAGCAUUGGUAUCUACGGCUUGGACUUUUAUGUGGUGCUGGGCAGGCCUGGUUUCAGCAUCGCUGACAAGAAGCGCAGGACUGGCAACAUCGGAGCCAAGCACAGGAUUGGGAAGGAAGAAGCCAUGCGCUGGUUCCAGCAAAAGUAUGAUGGCAUCAUCCUUCCUGGUAAAUGAGCAGUUCCUGUUACUAAAAAAAGGAAAAUAAAUUUUUCUAA
Molecule: messenger RNA, 567 nt
Organism: Nestor notabilis (Kea)
Lineage: Eukaryota; Metazoa; Chordata; Aves; Psittaciformes; Psittacidae
Gene: RPL11
Product: ribosomal protein L11
Exons: 5
Coding region: 23-526 (167 amino acids)
Biological process (GO): translation
Cellular component (GO): cytosolic large ribosomal subunit; ribosome
Molecular function (GO): structural constituent of ribosome; RNA binding
Source: RefSeq, a predicted model, not a curated record